CGAUGAUUGCAGCUCGCAGCCACCACUCCCCAAAACACUCCUCUGAUCUCAGGUCCACCACAAAAAGUAGAAUUGACAAUGGCCGCAGCAGCCAGAGUGAUAGCCGUCGCCGGUCACUCCACCGCCACUGCCUCUUCCUGCUUGCUUUUCAAAAAGCCGUUCGCUUUGAAACGCGGCAGCAACGCACUUAAUCUCAACAACGGCAGACGAUUGUCGAAGAGAUUGUUCUCUUGCAAUGCCAUUUAUAACCCCCAGUUUCAGAUCAAACAAGAAGGCCAACCCGAGUCACUCGACUACAGAGUCUUUUUCGAAGAUACUUCGGGCAAAAAGAUUUCUCCUUGGCAUGAUGUUCCAUUGCACUUGGGAGAUGAUGCUUUUAGCUUCAUCGUCGAGAUACCCAAGGAAUCAAGUGCGAAAAUGGAGGUUGCUACUGAUGAGUUGUACACUCCCAUUAAGCAGGACACAAAGAAGGGAAAGCUUCGAUAUUACCCCUAUAAUAUAAAUUGGAACUAUGGAUUGCUUCCACAAACAUGGGAAGAUCCAUCUUUGGCAAACUCUGAAGUUGAAGGAGCAUUUGGUGAUAACGACCCUGUUGAUGUUGUUGAGAUUGGUGAAACCCAGAGGAAGAUUGGUGAUGUCUUGAAGGUUAAGCCCCUGGCUGCUUUAGCCAUGAUUGAUGAAGGGGAGCUUGACUGGAAAAUAGUUGCCAUUUCAUUAGAUGAUCCAAGGGCUUCUCUUGUUAAUGAUGUUGACGAUGUUGAAAAGCACUUCCCGGGGACUCUCACUGCAAUCAGGGAUUGGUUUAGGGACUACAAGAUCCCUGAUGGAAAACCGGCCAACAAGUUUGGCCUUGGCAACAAAGCGGCAAACAAGGAUUAUGCUCUUAAGGUUAUUGCAGAGACUUACGGGUCUUGGGCUAAACUUGUCAAACGGUCAAUUCCCGCUGGAGAGCUUUCACUCGUGUAA
Molecule: messenger RNA, 966 nt
Organism: Hibiscus syriacus
Lineage: Eukaryota; Viridiplantae; Streptophyta; Magnoliopsida; Malvales; Malvaceae
Product: soluble inorganic pyrophosphatase 6, chloroplastic-like
Exons: 7
Coding region: 79-966 (295 amino acids)
Biological process (GO): phosphate-containing compound metabolic process
Cellular component (GO): cytoplasm
Molecular function (GO): inorganic diphosphate phosphatase activity; magnesium ion binding
Source: RefSeq, a predicted model, not a curated record